AUGGAUGUGAGGAUUGAUGUUUCUUGUGACAAAAAGUCAUCAGAUGCUCAUGCCAUUAACAAUGGUUUGAAAAUUAACAUGAACAAUCUUGGAUUGAGGUUAGAUGCAUUCAUGAAGCAGCAGGAGGAGACUCAUGCACGAACCUACCAUACAUCCAAGUACAUUUCCAGUAGCCUUGUUCAUUUUUUCAAGACUUUGAAGAUUUAUAUAUCCAAAUUGACACUCAUUGAAGAGGAUUGUCAAACUAUGGCCAAACAGAAGCUGCACGCCUUCACGACAAAGUUUGAGGAAAUUUCUGUUGCUGAAGAGAAGCUUUUAUUGGAAGAAAUGGCCAAACUUUUGGCAAAUUCGAGUUCUAGAAAGAAGAAAAUGAUACAAGAAGCAGUAGGCACGUGCUAG
Molecule: messenger RNA, 399 nt
Organism: Salvia hispanica
Lineage: Eukaryota; Viridiplantae; Streptophyta; Magnoliopsida; Lamiales; Lamiaceae
Source: RefSeq, a predicted model, not a curated record